Molecule: messenger RNA, 1748 nt
Organism: Gasterosteus aculeatus aculeatus (three-spined stickleback)
Lineage: Eukaryota; Metazoa; Chordata; Actinopteri; Perciformes; Gasterosteidae
Gene: nkx3-2
Product: NK3 homeobox 2
Biological process (GO): cell differentiation; regulation of transcription by RNA polymerase II
Cellular component (GO): nucleus
Molecular function (GO): DNA-binding transcription factor activity, RNA polymerase II-specific; RNA polymerase II cis-regulatory region sequence-specific DNA binding
Source: RefSeq, a predicted model, not a curated record
CCUGUCAGUCACAGGUGAGGGUGGACGGUGGAAGGAGUUGGGUGAAAAGGGCCGGAGACUGCAGCGAACCCGGGCUGAUGCCAGAGCCGUGCGGAGGAGCAGCAUCGAGCCUGCGGAUGUAGCAGAAACUCUCCACGGCUUCUCCCGCCGGGAUGCGACCCAGAACCGACACAUGAGGCACCGCGGGGCUCCGCCGGGGAGUAGCACGACACGUGGAUGAACUGACGCCGACUUCUCUUCGUUUCUCACCGGGAAGAGCCGAGCAGACUUCUGGGAAAAAUGGCCGUUCGCGGCAACUCGCUGAUGCCGUUCUCAAUCCAGGCCAUCCUCAACAAGAAGGACGACGGUCGACACCUGCCAGAUUUGGACAUGUGCUUCUCCAAGACGGCGUGCUGGAAAAUAUUCGGGGAGAUGAACGGCGGGUCCCGGAGAGACGAGGCGCAGGCGCGUGAGCCGCCGGACCAGAAGGGCUACGACUCGGACUCGGGACUCAGCGACGACGCCGACAGCAAGACCCCGGCCGGGUGCAAGUCGGGGAAGGACGGGGAGCCGGCGUCCGAUGUGCCGGAGGAGAGCUUGCAGGAGGAAACGGACCACGAGUCUGCGGCCGCGGAGAACGCGAAGAGCGACAGCGAGCCGAACAACGCGACGGACUGCGGCGCGCCGGACGGGAGGAGCCCGGACCAGCCCAAGCAGCGGAAGAAGCGCUCCCGCGCGGCCUUCUCUCACGCGCAGGUCUUCGAGCUGGAGCGUCGCUUCAACCACCAGCGGUACCUGUCCGGGCCCGAGCGGGCCGACCUGGCGGCCUCCCUGAAGCUCACGGAAACCCAGGUCAAGAUCUGGUUCCAGAACCGGCGGUACAAGACGAAGCGCCGCCAGAUGGCCGCCGACCUGAUGGCGUCCACCCCGGCGGCCAAGAAGGUGGCGGUGAAAGUGUUGGUGCGAGACGACCAGAGACAGUACGGCCCGGGGGAGAUCCUGCGGCCCCCGCUGCUCUCCCUGCAGCCGUCCUACUACUACCCGUACGCGUACUGCCUCCCCGCGUGGACGCUCUCCGCGUGUGCGGGGAAUCCGUGACAAUCUGUGGCUAUUUAUUCCUUCCCACAACUGACUGACUGUUUCCCUGAGCAGAGGAUGAGACCCGGGGGACUAAUCUCACCGUGGGGCCUCGGGCCACGUCGCGGCUCCCCAACCGCUUCCACGUCCUCAAAUACUCACAAAUACUCCCCCGUUUGUGUAGUACACGGCCGUGAGCGGGGAGAGCGGACCUCCUUUUUAAAAUGUAGUAUUUUGACCUCUGAGGAGUGACACUAUUAACUUUUGAAGUAUUCCUUUCUCUGCCCGGGAGCCCCGCGAGGACCUCCGAGGCUCCGCGGACCUCGCUUUGGGAACCUGCGGCCUGAACUGACAGAAAAUGUCCCGUGAUGUUGGUUUAUAUUUGACACGCGUCUUCCUACCUCUGCAGUGAUUGGAAAUAGACCCUUUCCUUUGACGUUACAUUUAACUGUCUGUUACAGGUGUUUUUUCGUUGCUGUGUUUGCAAAGGUAAGAUGUUUCAGCACUUUGGAGCUAUUUACGUGACGUCACUUUGAUGUAAAAUGCAUUGUGGUCGCGUGGGGAUGACAGGAGGCGCUCCUGUGUUAUUGGCCUAAAGGUGAUAAAACAGAGCCGCUCUAAUUGAAAUGUACAUGUGUUAUUCGUGUAAAAUGACUGAAAGAAACAUUAAAACAUAUCAGGCAUUACCUUCA